GUGCGUGUAGUUGAGAUAAUCAGCUGUUCAAAAUAAUAGUCGAGUUUGUUUUGCUUGUGUAUUUUAUAUAUUUUAUAUAUGUGAGCUUUCUUUUUUCUCCAAAAUUUAUAUUAUUUUAAAAAAUACAGAAGGAAAAUACAGCUAAAACAAUAAAGCUUUUACGCUUUCAGUGUAAAAUUUAUCGAGUAUAUCAGCUAUUUUCUCAGUAACGUUUUCUGCAUUUGUUUUUCACCUGUUUGUUAAAGGAGUUAUUGUACGUAUUUUGAAUAAAGUAAAUGCGAAAAGGUGCUGUUAGAAGCGAAUGAAAUCUGUUUCACGAGGAACUUGAGAUUUCUAAACUUUUUGUUUACUAAAAAUCUAGUUAUUAUCUGACAAGUGAUCAGUUCUAACCUGAUUCUCUUGUAUAUGCUGGACAAUUGUUUCGAGUUGAAAGCAUUCUGCAAAAAAAGAAACUUCGUCUAAAUUAAUUAAAGUUAAAAUUAAACUAACGUCUAAACUUAAAUUAAACAUGUCACAUCGCGAUGCUGAUAAUGAUAGCAUGGAUAACUUGUUGGAUGAGAAGAGCAUUGAUCUGGAAAAAUGUAGAAAAUUAGUUAAAUCGUACAUCGAUUUGCAUCUGUACAGUGCCGCCUUGUUUUGGGCUGAUAAAGUAGUGUCGCUGAGCAACCAGGAUCCAAAAGAUAUAUGCACCUUGGCACAGUGCAUGUAUCUCAUGAAACAAUACCAUCGUGCUGCACAUCUCAUAAAGAGAUAUGGAUUACAAAAGACUGAUGUAAUGUGUCAUUACUUGACUGUGAGGUGUUUGCUAGAAGCAAAAGAAUAUAGCGAUGCUCUUCAAGUUAUCAAUGAAUCUGAAAUAUGCACUAAUAUAACACAAGCAGGUAUUACAUUUGCGAGUCGUAUGGAUAUUUUUCAGGAUGCCCCAAAAAAUGUUCAGAGUUCGAUAUUAUAUAUAAAAGGAAGAGUUUACGAAGCAAUGGAUAACAGAGCAGUAGCAACAGAAUGUUAUAAACAAGCUCUACAAUGUGAUGUUUAUUCAUAUGAAGCAUUUGAAGCUUUAGUACAGAAUCAGAUGCUAUCAGCUUCUGAAGAGCAGGAACUUUUGGAAUCCUUACCGUUUGCUGAACAAUGUAUAAAAGGUGAAGCAGAACUUCUGCAACUGUUGUACGAUAGUACUAAAAAAUAUCAAGCGCCAAAUACAAAACAAUCAUUAAUUACAUGCAAUGUAAUGGGAAUUUCUGUCGCUGACAGAUUGGUGGAUAAUUUAGAUAUGCAAGUUGCAAAGGCUGAAAGAUUAUAUUAUAAUUGUGAUUAUCAUCAAUGUUUCUCACUUACAGAAAAAAUCUUGAAAAAGGAUCCAUAUCAUAACUCGUGUCUGCCAGUACAUAUUGCCUGCUUAGUCGAGCUUAAAAAGACUAAUGCUUUAUUUUAUCUGGCACACAAAUUGGUUGAUUUAUAUCCGGAAAUGGCUUUGGCAUGGUUUGCAGUCGGAUGCUAUUAUUACACCAUAAGUAAAAGUGAUCAAGCUAGAAGAUAUUUAGCGAAGGCUACCGCGCUGGACAGACUAUUUGGUCCUGCUUGGUUGGCGUAUGGACAUUCCUUUGCAGUAGAAAAUGAGCACGAUCAAGCAAUGGCUGCUUAUUUUAAAGCAUCACAAUUGAUGAAAGGUUGCCAUCUUCCGCUUUUGUAUAUCGGAUUAGAAUGCGGUUUGACGAAUAAUCUUAAACUGGCUGACAAGUUCUUUCAACAAGCUCAAGGAAUAGCACCGAACGAUCCAUUUGUGAUACAUGAAAUGGGCGUUAUAUACUUUUACAACUUAGAUUACAAAAAUGCAGAACGAUUAUUUAAGGAAGCUAUGAAAAGCAUUCAGGGCGACGUAAGAAAUGUGAUUCUUCCCAGUAAAUGGGAAGCACUACUGAAUAAUUUGGGUCACACUUGUAGAAAAAUGAAAAAGUAUGACGAGGCAUUGGAAUAUCAUCAACAGGCAUUAGUCUUGGAUCCUUUAAAUCCAUCGACUUACUCAUCGAUUGGUUUUAUUCACGCGUUAAUGGGUAACAUUCAGGAAGCAGUGGAUGCUUUUCAUAGAGCACUUGGUCUCAGAAAGGAUGACACAUUUACCGCAACCAUGUUGGGUUACGUGAUGGAACAUUUGAUUGAUGAGGCACCACCUUAUCCUGAUGCACCUACGGAAAUACCGAAAUACAAAUCUGAGGACAACGAAGCCAGACCGGAAAAUUCCAACAAUGUAGGCAAUAGCUCGAGCAAUCAAGAUAUCGAUAAAUUAAAAGUGAUUCUCUUUUCUAAUAGCUGGGGAGAAAAUUCCAGCAAAAUGGGAAAGAUUUGGGAAGAUGGUACGUCCGGGAAAUUAGAACGACAAACGCGAGAUGUUGUGAAUUACUCAACCGGUGAUACUUCCGAGGUUGAAAUGUUAGAUUCAUCGACUGCGCAUAUAGAAUAUAAUUGAAUCCGCGAACUUUUCUCACACUUUCAUCAACGUACAAAGCAAAUAAUUUCGCUUAAAGCAUAUUUAUUCUUCGCAAUCAUAUGUAAUAUUUAGUACUAAAAUGGUGUAAAUAUUGUAUAUAUAUUUUUAUAUCACUUUAGUUUUGAUACAUCUUGUAAGAUUAUUUCGCGAUGUUGUGGCAAGACACCUUACUCCGUUGAUAUUGUAACAACUUACGUUUAUUAAACAUGUAUUAGCUUGAAAAAUGAAAAAUGCGAUGACAA
Messenger RNA from Nylanderia fulva, 2727 nucleotides. It is a transcript of the gene Cdc16, whose product is annotated as cell division cycle protein 16. Gene Ontology annotation, biological process: anaphase-promoting complex-dependent catabolic process; protein ubiquitination; cell division. The record is from RefSeq and is a predicted model, not a curated record. Gene Ontology annotation, molecular function: protein binding. Gene Ontology annotation, cellular component: cytoplasm; anaphase-promoting complex. Lineage: Eukaryota; Metazoa; Arthropoda; Insecta; Hymenoptera; Formicidae.